Messenger RNA from Manis javanica (Malayan pangolin), 1889 nucleotides. The record is from RefSeq and is a predicted model, not a curated record. NCBI's taxonomy places the organism in Eukaryota, Metazoa, Chordata, Mammalia, Pholidota, Manidae.
UUCUUCCAUUUCUUCCAGGAGCUUGGAGGCUAAUGGAGUUGUACCAACUGUGUGGGCGGUGAACAGAAGAAACUUGGAUGAGGCCGGGGCUUGUGGAAGGAAAAUUCCAAAGAGCAGGGCUGCUCAGGAGGGCCAAGGGCCAGUCCAAGUCUGGGAAUAGCCCCCAUCUGGGGCCAAGCGCCGCUAGCUGUGAAGAGGUCUGCUGCAGUUAAGGCAGGUUGUGCCGCAGCCCCUCGGCCUUAGUUUUUCCCCUCAAGCCAGUACUUACGCAUGCACAGGAGACCUUUCAGAAGAGGGAUUCUCAAAUACCAACGCGUCUUAUGACAACGCACACAAAUAGCUGAGCCCAUAACAAGAUAAAAUCACUUGCAUUCUUGCCAGAUCUGUCUAUGCACAUCUAUUAAAAAUUUAUUUAAAUCUUUCAAUUAAAGUUUCUUCAGGUUUAAUUGACAUACAAUAAAACAUAUCCUUUUAAGGUAUAUAGGUCAUUAAGCUUUGGAAAAUGUAUACAGUUAUGUAACCAUUAUUGACAGCACGCCAAAACACUUCCUAUGCUUCUUUCUUGUCAAGCUUCAGUCUUGACGCCUCAGUUUCCACGAGUGGCGACGCGAACUUCGGCAAUUCCUUCCAGGGCAAAGGCAAAGCCCCACCUCCCUACGGCUCUGAGCCCCGCCUGCUCGUUAUUCCGAUUGACAGUCAAUCUUACCAAUCAGCGCGCUGUGCGAGCGGGGCUGCCCUUUUGGACACAUGCGCACUUCUCGCAUGAGAGAUGAGGGGCUGCAGGGUUUGGUGCCGGUUGUGGGGUGGUUGUGGGCAGACGCCAGGGGUCCACGCAGCGGCAAAGGGCUUUGGCACUGAGGCCCGGCAUCAUCAGCAACCUCGAGGUUCCAGCAGACAGUCGGGGCCCCUGAGGGACCAGCCCUUCCCAGGGCUGCUGCAGCCAGAGAACCUCAGCCGUGAGGAGUUGGUUGAUGUGCUGAGGGCAGCCGUACUGGAUCAGAAAGGACCUCUAGUGACGUUGAACAAGCCACAAGGUCUGCCAGUGACAGGAAAACCAGGGGAGCUGACAUUGCUCUCUGUGCUGCCAGAGCUGAGCCAGUCCCUGGGGCUCGGAGAGCAGGAGCUCCAGGUUGUCCGAGCACCUGGAAAGGAGACCUCUGGGCUUGUACUCCUCUCCAGUUGUCCCCAGACAGCAAGCCGCCUCCAAAAGUUCUUCAGCCACUCCCGGAGAACCCAGAGACCCACAGCUACCUACUGCGCUGUCACUGAUGGGAUCCCAGCUACUACUGAGGGGAAGAUCCAAGCAGCUCUGAAACUAGAACACACUGAUGGUGUCAAUCUUGCAGUUCCAGUGAAGCCCCCAUCCCGGAAAGACAUCCUGGAAGGUGUUAAGAGGACCCUCAGCCACUUCCGUGUGAUGGCCACAGGCUCUGGCUGUGCCCUGGUCCAGCUGCAGCCACUUACAGUCUUCCCCAGUCAGCUACAGGUACAUAUGGUUCUACAGCUCUGCCCUGUGCUUGGGGAUCACACAUACUCUGCUCGUGUGGGCACUGUCCUGGGCCAGCGCUUCCUAUUGCCAGCUGAGAGCACCAAGCCCCGAAAACAGGUUCUGGAUGAAGCUCUCCUUAGACAUCUCCACCUGACACCCUCCCAGGCUGCCCAGCUGCCCUUGCAUCUCCACCUGCAUUGUCUACACCUCCCAGGUGCCAGGCCCAUGGCUGCCCCCAUUGAAUUUCUGGCCCCCCUGCCCUCUUAUUUCUCCAGGACCCUGCAGUGCCUGGGGCUCCACCAACCAUAGUCCUGUUCCGUGUUUCCAGUGGAAUGCUGUGCAUUGGGCAAAUGACUUUACCUCUCUGGACUUAGAUAAUAAAAGUACCUACCUCAUCAUA